Molecule: messenger RNA, 1300 nt
Organism: Ceratotherium simum simum (southern white rhinoceros)
Lineage: Eukaryota; Metazoa; Chordata; Mammalia; Perissodactyla; Rhinocerotidae
Gene: DNASE1
Product: deoxyribonuclease 1
Biological process (GO): DNA catabolic process
Cellular component (GO): nucleus
Molecular function (GO): DNA binding; deoxyribonuclease I activity
Source: RefSeq, a predicted model, not a curated record
GAUUUACUCAACCUUGGGGUCCACCAGCUCUGCCCAGCUGGGCUGUGGGGGAGGACAGGGCGCUGUCUCCACUACCCCCAGACCCACACACGAACAUCUCUCCUGCUCCAGAAUGAAGAGUGCCAGGCUGAUGGGUGGCCUGCUCACCCUGGCUGGCCUGCUGCAGGUGGCCCUGUCCCUGAAAAUAGCAGCCUUCAACAUCCAGACUUUUGGGGAAAACAAGAUGUCCAAUGCCACCCUCUCCAACUACAUCGUGCAGAUCCUGAAUCGCUAUGACAUCGCCCUCAUCCAGGAGGUCAGAGACAGCUACUUGACAGCCGUGGGGAAGCUGCUGGACAUACUCAAUCAGGAUGAGCCAAACACUUAUCACUUUGUGGUCAGUGAGCCACUGGGACGCAGCAGCUACAAGGAGCGCUACCUCUUCGUAUUCAGACCUGACCAGGUGUCCCUGCUGGAGAGCUACCAGUACGACGACGGUUGCGAGCCCUGCGGGAACGACACCUUCAGCCGAGAGCCAGCCAUUGUCAAGUUCUUCUCCCCGUUCACCCAGGUCAAGGAGUUUGCCAUUGUUCCCCUGCAUGCUGCCCCAUCGGAUGCAGUGGCUGAGAUUGACUCUCUCUAUGAUGUCUACCUGGACGUCCAGCAGAAGUGGGACAUGGAGGACAUCAUGUUGAUGGGCGAUUUCAACGCUGGCUGCAGCUAUGUGACCCCUUCGCAAUGGCCAUCGAUCCGCCUGCGCACAAACCCAGCCUUCCAGUGGCUGAUUCCUGACACCGCCGACACCACCGUGAAAUCCACGCAUUGCGCCUACGACAGGAUUGUGGUGGCUGGAACUCUGCUCCAAAAUGCUGUCGUUUCUGACUCGGCUGCUCCCUUUGACUUCCAAGCUGCGUACGACCUGAGCGACCAGACCGCCGAAGCCAUCAGCGACCAUUACCCGGUGGAGGUGACGCUGAGGUGAGCAGGGUCCCUGGCUGGAGGCCUUUGCAGCUUACCUGUCACUGCUCCUGGGGACCUGCACAAAGAACUGACUGACAGAGACGGCUGAUCCUGUCAUCACAUUCAAGUGCUGGGAACAGAGUUCCCCGAGCACAGGGCAGCACUCUCUCCCCACUGUCCCCAGCCAACCACCACGGCAGCUGGAGAGUGAGGAACGCUUUUUCUCACUGUCCCUGUUUCCAUCCUGAGCAUGGGGUUGUGUCACUAGAGCACUCUACCUUCUCAGAGUCUGGACAAAAAGUCUAACACUUACAUUAAGAAAUAGCUUUUAAUUUAAGUAAAUAAAGCUCGAAAAGGGGUG